AUUAGAUCAUGAAUUAUUUUAUCACCUGAUAAUAAUCUUUGAGCAAUAGCUCAAUGUCAAUGUUGAGAGCAGGCCAAUAGUUUUAGACAAUUGCAUUAAAAUUCAAAUUUAAUUCAAAUUUUGAUUGACAAAACUUUCUAGAUACUUCAUCGAAUAAAUAUGGCUGUGAAAAUAAAUAUACAAUAUUUGGAUUAACGUUAAACUAAAGACGUGCACUAACAAUACAUAUGUAUGUCUAACCAGUAAAUUCUGCAGUAAAUACAACCACAUUUAGACUAGUACUUUUUAUUCGAUGUCAACAAAUCAGUCAGUUCUCGAUUGGAAUGAUCGGCCGCAUUUCUUGGAAACGGCUUAUGUUCCGUAUGUUAAUAGAGGUAACGUCAUAUAAAAGGUAUGCGCUAUUUGAGGUACCAAACGGAUGCGGUGUAACUAAUUGACCCAAUUAUGACUGAUUUUCAGCUUCGUUAAGACAUAGUUAAUAGACUAUGGUUAAGACGACUAAAAGUGACUCACUUUUAGCUUGAUGCCAAAAUGAAUCUUGGACUAAGUUUCUCCGAGACCAUUGACAAAGAAACGUUUUCCCUCGCUGAAAUUCCGGCACAAGUUGAGACUGAGUCGGUGGACGUGGAAACCCUUUUAGAUGAGCUUGGUAAAAUUGGGACUUUUAUUGAUAUCACCAGAGUUAAUAGAGUCCAAGGAGUAAAGAACGAGAUCACCAAACUCACAGAGAGAUCAGCAGUUAUUGUCCAAGAAAUCAGAGAGAUGACAAGCAGUGAUUUGAAGAAUCUUCAGAACGUUUUCCAGUUUCUUCUUGAUGGCAGGGAGACAAUGGCAAUGGAAACUUUGAAACUUUUGUCCAUUGACACUAGAAUUAUAGCAACGAAAGCAGAACAAUUGAUAAUGGGUUUUGAAAACACAUUAACGAAUGUCAUAAAUGCUUUAGAGGACACACAACGAACAAAAGGUGCCCGUGAAAAGCACAGAAAUGAUCUGGAAAGACGGGGAAAAUUCCACGAUGGACGUCUAGAAGAAGUAGCUAUUGAUGCUCUUCACAAUUCUAUUGGUGCUUUGAAGUCUCUGUCAACUAUAAUGAUGAACACUGCCGUGUUUUGGCGCCAACUACAGGCACACUGCGAAACCUUGGGUAAUGAAGGUAUGCAGAAGAUGAUAGAGAGGGCUAUGUUUUAUCAUGAAGAAAAACGCAUCGAAGUCUUGACAUCAACAGGCUUCAAAAAUAAAGGGAUAGUUUUCUACUCAAAAUGGGUGGCACUCGACGAUAUUUGCGGAAAACACAAGUAACGAAUCGAGCAAAGUCGUCGGAUUCAGAAAACGCAACGUUGCAGGAUGCCAUUAAGGAUCUCCGUGAGAUGGUUGCCGCAUUUAGGUUUAUUUGAAAAGGUAUGACUUCGUAAGAGGAUAACAAAUCCAAUGAUGGCUGUCACAGGAAGUCGGGUGCUUUUGACAGGCUAGCAUGACAGAGAAGGAUGGUAAAUUUGGUCUAUAAUAGCUCGAGUAUUCUACAUUAUGUGUUCAAGUACUCCUUGUCUGAUUAAAUGUUCACAAUGAGAUCUUGGUAGAAAAUGCUGCAAGAGAGAAGACAGUAGAAAAUCUGCACUUAAUAAUAACGCACUGAAAUAUUGAAAAAGGCUCAAACAUUUUGUCAAAAACUUUGAGUGCUUUCUGGCAUGACUUUUAGGCCCCGUUCACACUUGUUCCCGGAUAUGUUUGAAAACGGAAUUUUAUUCCUUUAUCCAAAAUUCUCGCCUACAUAAAGCGUUUUUAAAUCUUUUCCGCGCGUCCUUAUGUAUCCGUUUUCGAAACGUUGCGUCCCCAACGCCAAUUCACAAAGCAAAAAAUUUCAUUUUCAAAGAUAUCCAGAUGUGAUUGGACAGGACCUUUUAAAAUGUUCGUAAGACUAAUUAUUUCAUAUAAUGGAUCUGUCUCUUGUUAUCGCCAGCUUCAGCCAUAUCUAAGCUCUCAUUCAGUAGGUUCCUGAGUUUAAGAGCCAGCUACCAUAAGGGAAGCCAUCAAAGGGCAUUUGAUGAGAGAUAAAGAAAAAGAAAUCCUG
Actinia tenebrosa (Australian red waratah sea anemone) is the source of this 2068-nucleotide messenger RNA. RefSeq lists its product as uncharacterized. Lineage: Eukaryota; Metazoa; Cnidaria; Anthozoa; Actiniaria; Actiniidae. The record is from RefSeq and is a predicted model, not a curated record.